AUGGGAAAGAAGUCAGCUCGCCCAGCAACCAAGGUUGGCUCGGCUGCUGCCCCAUCCUCUAGCUUGAACCAAGCUGGUAGCAAGUCUUCAAUCCUGCGAGCUGCAUUCUCCCCGUCGGAAUACCAAUUGGCCCUAUUUGCGUCCGUCAUCCAAGGCCUCGAUGGCCAACACAUCCGAGUCCACGACACCAACACAGGACGCCUACAGUGCGAGCACAUCUUGGGCCCGAAGGAGACAGUCACCUCAUUGGACUGGGGCUACUAUAACAAUUCGGGCAAGGGUCGCGAUUUGUCGAAGAAGAAGCGCAAGCGCGGCUCCGAUGUCAACGGGGCCCCCGAUGGAUUGGACCAAGGUGACAUCGUGGUCGCAUUCGGCACUAACACAUCGGACAUCCGCAUGUACUCCCCCACUGAAGACAAGGUUGUCGGAAUCCUGAACGGCGCCCACGAGAAGGGAAUCAAGGAUUUCAAGUUCACGGCCGCUCGACCCGCCGAGGAGGCUUGGAGUGUCGGUGGUGAUAACAAGCUUAUCCAGUGGGACCUGCGUACUGGAAAGCCCAUCCAGACCAUCCACCUCCCCGCAUCCUCCGUUUUCACCGCGCUCUCUCGUCCCGUCCCCUCGAGCACCCCUCUGAUUUGCGCCUCUCAGACCCCAUUCUUAAUAGAUACCGAGAAGGCCGACGAGCCUGUUCAAUUCCCGGCUAUGCGCAAUCACAUCCACACAGUCAUCUCAUCCUCUUCCGAAUCCGCUGGCGCGGGAGCAUUCCUUGCCUCCGAUGGUGAUCGCUUUAUCAACGUUUUUGAUGCCGCUACUCAAAAGCUUGUUCGCAACCUUGUCGCCGAACAGGAAGUCUCAACAGUUGCUCACGGUGGUGCAGUGCUUGCUGCGAUCACCGAAGAUGGUACCAUCGAACUUUUCACCCAGCCAUUUGCUCAGCCCCAGGCCGCCCCAGGUGCUACCGCUAAGGCCCUUCGCAAACAAAUGACCCAAAAGGCACACGCAUCCCUUAAGGUUACGAAUAACGAGUUCUCGAGCGCCUGUGUCCCAGUCUCGGCUGUGUCUUUCCAAGGCCCCAACAUUGUUGUCGCAUACACCGAAGGUGGUGUGGUUCCCGUUUUCGAGCGCGUCAAGUACCUUGACGAGAACACCGAGGAAAUCUCUUUCACUGGUGUCAAGACUGUGGUCAAGACCAAAUCAAGCUCAUCACUUGCUGCUGCCACAAAUGGCGGAGCUAAGAGCGCCGGGGAAAGCCGUGUCAACGAGACUCACAUGACUGUUGAGCAGGGUAAUUUGGCUGACGACGAUGUGGAAAUGGAGGACUCAAAAUCUGCCUCCGGAUCCGACAGCGAGGGUGAUUCCGAUGAUGAGGACACCAAGCAAAAGGCUACUUCCACUGAGAAGAAGACCAAGCCCGCUAAAGCCGCGGUCAAUGGGGAUGUCGAAAUGCAGAAUGCUCCUGAUUCAGAGGAGGAGGAAGAGGAAGAGGGUGCAGAGCCUUCUUUCGGCGAGCUCAUGCGUGCCAACGCAGAGGUGGACGUGGAGGCCGAGCUCGACGAUGAUGUCUUGCUUGGUGCAUUGGUCCCCGGCAAGCCUCAGGCUGCAGUGCAACAGAUUCCCACCGGUGUCUCACUCGCUACUGUUCUCACACAGUCUCUCAAGACCAACGACAGCGGUAUGCUGGAGUCAUGCUUCCACACCGGUGAUCUUUCAAUCAUCCGCACUACAAUCCAACGUCUCGAUUCCUCCCUGGCCGCCACUCUGCUUCAGAAGCUCGCUGAGCGUCUUGCCUCGCGCCCCGCUCGCUACGGCCACCUUCUCGUCUGGGUUCAAUGGACCUGCGUUGCUCACGGCGGUGCCCUGGCUGGUCACCCUGAUCUCCUGAAGCGCAUGGCCUCUCUCUACAAGGUCAUGGACCAGCGCUCUUCGAGCCUGCCUUCUCUCCUGCUCCUCAAGGGCAAGCUCGACAUGCUCGACGCUCAAUUGAGCCUGCGUCAGUCCAUUCGUGGAGGUGACGAGGACAUGGACAGCGAGGAUGAGGACAAUGUUAUCUACGUCGAGGGUCAGGAUGAUCUCGAAGACAGUGAGACCGAGGCCAAGACACCCCGGAAGUCAAUACGCGACCAGGCCUACGAUGAGGACGAGUCAAUGAUGAACGUUGUCGAUGAGUCUGAGGAUGAUGAAGAUGACAGUGACGACGAGGAUGCCGACGAGGAGCCCAUCCUAGACAUUGAGGCUGCGGAAUCCGUUGGCUCUUCCGAUGCCGAGGAGUCACUGGAGGAGAACGAGGAUGACGAUGACGACGAGGCUGACAGUGACGGCUCCAUGGUCGACUUCAUCGCCGACACGGAAGACGAGUCCGACGAUGGCACCCAGCAGCAGGCUCCGCCAUCAAAGAAGAGCAAGACUGCCAAGAAGGGCAAGGGUGGACGGAAAUAA
Penicillium brevicompactum is the source of this 2436-nucleotide messenger RNA. RefSeq names its product WD40 repeat domain-containing protein. The transcript has 2 exons. The record is from RefSeq and is a predicted model, not a curated record. Gene Ontology annotation, biological process: maturation of SSU-rRNA from tricistronic rRNA transcript (SSU-rRNA, 5.8S rRNA, LSU-rRNA). Bases 1 to 2436 code for a protein of 811 amino acids. Lineage: Eukaryota; Fungi; Ascomycota; Eurotiomycetes; Eurotiales; Aspergillaceae. Gene Ontology annotation, molecular function: protein binding. Gene Ontology annotation, cellular component: nucleolus.